AUGUUAAGGACUUCAAUUUUUACAAUCUGUUUUGCUCUCGUUUGGAGCACGGUUGCUAGCUCAACAGCACCAGCCGCAUCAACUCCAAGCAUUGCUAGCGCACAGGAUGUUGUAAAUGAGUACAACAAUGUGCUGGCUAAGAACUAUAAACUGGAUACCUCAAAUCGCCCUAACUCCAGACAAAAUAUUCGAAAGCUGAAUUGCGGCACUGGCACCAACCGUCUGCGCGAACGUAUGGGUUAUCCCGACACAGUCGAAGUUUGGGAUUGGAAUACUCUCGCUAGCAUCACACAAAUAGAUAUUGUGAAUCACUAUACUACCGAUGUCGGCCCCGAGAUCAACACAGGUCCUAACGACUCGACUAUCAAAGCCAUAAUGUCUACUGCAGUAGCGCAGGCGUCCACUGAAGGAUGGGUUAUUGGAGGGACAGCUUCUUUGACACUAGGAAGCAAAGACUUGCCAUCCGGGACUGUGACUUUCUCAGCGCAGCAUACAUCUACUUCUACAACAACAAUAACGGAGACAGAAACAGUUGAAUACGAUGCAACCUGUCCAGCAGGCUAUACCUGUUCAAUCGAGACCGUAACUUUCGUCGCUAAUAUCGUUGGCACUUGUUAUAAUCAAACGUGGUUUGAUUUCAGUGGAUACAAUGUUGGCACUGAUGUGCAACUCUGCAGUUUGCUCAACGAUAAGGACGGAGGCGCUGGAGAUUGUCCCGUACUUAGCACACUCUACGAUCAUGUUUGUACCCAUGGCGUCGGGACUUCUCAACCGAAUAUUCCAUGCGAGGUCAGCACUCCUAUCUGGAAUGAGAGUGGUAACCUAUUAAGUGUUGUGGUUGUGACAACCCAGAAAAACUAGCGCAGGAUUCAUUACUGCACGUCAUAUGUGCGACGAUCAACUCUUCAUAGCACCUAUUCUAUUCAC
Talaromyces proteolyticus is the source of this 927-nucleotide messenger RNA. RefSeq lists its product as uncharacterized. Bases 1 to 861 code for a protein of 286 amino acids. Lineage: Eukaryota; Fungi; Ascomycota; Eurotiomycetes; Eurotiales; Trichocomaceae. The record is from RefSeq and is a predicted model, not a curated record. The transcript has a single exon.